This is a messenger RNA of Paracoccidioides lutzii Pb01, 351 nucleotides long. RefSeq lists its product as hypothetical. The transcript has 2 exons. The record is from RefSeq and is a predicted model, not a curated record. Bases 1 to 351 code for a protein of 116 amino acids.
AUGCAAGGACCAGAAUAUGUUUUAGAUGAGCGGACGGAGCAAUUGUUAACCCAGGGGACCAAGGGCGGAUAUGAGAAUGGGUUCACAUUUAGAAAGUUGCGGCUGGAAAUCUCCUUUAUUCGCAAUCACCCAUGGAUGAAACGUCUCACUCCUUUUCCCUUUGGCCCACAACAGAUGCUCAAAAAUCAAUUAUGGGGAGUGUCUCCGCUAUCAUUUUCUCGUCCACAGACAGAGGAGGUCCCUUUGGAUCAGAAGGCUCAAAAUAAUAGUGGAUCCCAAUCCCGCAUCUUGGAACAGCGUGCCCGAAGGGUCAAAGCACUUGCUAUCGCUUGUGGCGCUGGAGAUGGCUGA